UGAUUUGAACCUUGGGAGAGUCUCUCUGAUCACCUAAUCGAAAGAAGCCAAGAAAGCUCAAGCACCUCCCUCUCAAUCCCCUAUCCUCUCGGAAAUCGCCACUCAGCACGAUUAGUGUUGCAACCAGAUUCUCUGCUCUCCAGCUCACAGUGAACCGUCAAAAUUUCCAUCCUUGAGGAUCUUGAGUUUGCGGAGGAAGAAGCCAUGGGUGCGGGAGCAAGCGCCGAAGACAAAAAGUCGAAGGAGUUGGAAAAACAACUCCAAGAAGAUGCUGAUAAGGACUCUAAAACAGUCAAGCUAUUACUGCUUGGUGCUGGUGAGUCAGGGAAAAGCACCAUUGUAAAACAAAUGAAGAUUCUGCAUCAAGGUGGUUACACAAAAGAGGAACAGUUGGAGUUCAAAGCAGUCAUCUACGGCAACAUCCUGCAGUCUACUCUGGCUAUCAUCAGAGGCAUGGAGAUUCUGGGCAUUGAUUUUGCCUCAUCCUCUACACAGGAGAAUGCACAAAAGCUGCAGAACUUGUCAGACUCCAUUGAAGAAGGCACAAUGCCUGCUGAGCUGUCUGACGUCAUCAUGAAGCUGUGGAAAGACAGUAGUGUGCAGGCCGGCUUCGACAGAGCUGCUGAGUACCAGCUGAACGACUCUGCUGGCUACUACCUCAAUGAAAUGGAUCGAAUCUCCAAGUCAGAAUACCUCCCCACUGAGCAGGACGUGCUGCGAUCUCGAGUCAAAACAACUGGUAUCAUUGAAGAACAGUUUGCCUGCAAAGAGUUAUACUUCAGGAUGUUCGAUGUGGGUGGCCAGAGGUCAGAGAGAAAGAAGUGGAUCCACUGUUUCGAGGGUGUGACCUGCAUCAUCUUUUGCGGAGCUCUCAGUGCAUACGACAUGGUGCUGGUCGAGGACGAUGAAGUGAACCGCAUGCACGAGUCCCUCCAUCUCUUCAACAGUAUCUGCAACCACAGAUUCUUUGCACUGACCUCCAUCGUGCUUUUCCUCAACAAGAAGGAUCUCUUUGAAGAAAAGAUCAAGAAAGUCCACCUGAGCAUCUGCUUCCCAGACUAUGAUGGCUGCAACUCGUACGAGGACGCCAGCAACUACAUCAAGUCGCAGUUCCUGGAACUGAACAUGAAGAAGGGCGUGAAAGAAAUCUACUGCCACCUGACCUGUGCCACGGACACAAGGAACGUUGAGAUUGUGUUCAACGCUGUGACAGACAUCAUCAUCAAAGAAAACCUUAAAAGUUGCGGUCUCUUCUAAGCAGCUCCAGAGUGAAAAGAGAACUUCCUUUCCCACCUGAACCCCUCACGUAUUGGCAUUAACUGAGAAGUGUAGCGUUGGAGCGCAGAAGAUCGUGUUUGUUGUGUUCACGCCAUCGCUUUCAAGCCAGGUCCCGGUCCUUGACUGCUCCUAGCACAUUACCUUCUCCAAUAGUACAUCCCUGCAACAUAAUGCACGCCCAGCUGGGUUGAAACAAUCAUCAAGUCACCAUAUUGUUGUCGUGGACAUUCAGCUUUCUACAAGGUUUUCUGAAGUACAGUAUUUCUCUCACACCAGAGCUGGUUUAAAGGUAUGAAGAUGAAGUAGUUGCUCAUCCGAUCCUCGUCGCUUCCUUUCGACUAACGCUACUGUGUUUUGAGUUGAAUUUAUAAUUGAGACCAAUAUAAUAAUAAUAAGAUAUAAUCUCUGUAAAAAAAAAAAUAUUAAACAAUAAAAUCGGGGGGAAAUAUUAAUAUUUUGAAUAGCAACAUUCCAACCUUGUUUUUGUUUUUGAGUACAGUAGUCUCUGUGGUCUUGAUAUUUAAACUGUAAAAAGUUGCUGAGUAAAUAUCUCAGAUAUUCCCAGUGCUUGCAGUAUAUCCAGAUGACAAACUAAAUUGUACAUGUAUCUAAUCUAAAUAGUGUUAAUGUAUUCAAUUCAUUUAACAUGUUAAUGUGAUGAAUAAAUUGCACAAGGUCAAACACGGUAGAGAAACUUUGUACAUAAAAGUAGGUAAUUCAAUAUAUUUUGAAAGAUACAUCUAUAUGAGAGAGAGUGAAACACUAGAAGGAUAAUGCUUUAUUAUGAAAAGGGAAUGAAAAUCUACUGAGUUUGUCCUUUCUUAUGACAUUUAGAGGCAUGAAAUAA
Molecule: messenger RNA, 2125 nt
Organism: Anarrhichthys ocellatus (wolf-eel)
Lineage: Eukaryota; Metazoa; Chordata; Actinopteri; Perciformes; Anarhichadidae
Gene: gnat2
Product: guanine nucleotide binding protein (G protein), alpha transducing activity polypeptide 2
Exons: 9
Coding region: 205-1257 (350 amino acids)
Biological process (GO): adenylate cyclase-modulating G protein-coupled receptor signaling pathway; detection of chemical stimulus involved in sensory perception of bitter taste
Cellular component (GO): photoreceptor outer segment; heterotrimeric G-protein complex; photoreceptor inner segment
Molecular function (GO): GTPase activity; GTP binding; G-protein beta/gamma-subunit complex binding
Source: RefSeq, a predicted model, not a curated record